This is a messenger RNA of Siniperca chuatsi (mandarin fish), 1853 nucleotides long. RefSeq lists its product as uncharacterized. Bases 159 to 1517 code for a protein of 452 amino acids. The record is from RefSeq and is a predicted model, not a curated record. NCBI's taxonomy places the organism in Eukaryota, Metazoa, Chordata, Actinopteri, Centrarchiformes, Sinipercidae. Gene Ontology annotation, molecular function: NAD+ poly-ADP-ribosyltransferase activity. Gene Ontology annotation, cellular component: cytoplasm. The transcript has 3 exons.
CAGAACAUGGCUUGUGUUGACUAUGACGUAAUCAAAACUAUAAAUGAAACCUACUAAAAAGAAAGUGAAAGAUACUGGGCUGACAGAGACAAAACUCUUCACUGACGAGCUGCAGAUCUUUACGGGACGUGAACAAUCAGCCACAUUCCUAAACCAGGAUGUCACUGCAGUUCUCUGGCUGGGAGGUGGUGGACGAUGGUGCUUCUUUUCCUGGUGUGGAGCUGGGGGCGUCCCAGACACCCCAACAACAGGGUGUCUACAGAAUGUACCAUGGCACCAGCGUUGCCAGCGCACGGCUCAUCAUUGCCAGUGGUUUUAAACAGUCAUCAGGUGGCUUGCUGGGAAAGGGCGUGUAUGUCAGUCGGAAUAAGAAAAAGGCAUGUAAUUAUCCAUUGAGGAGUCAUGCUGGGGACCGUGUGGUCUUUGAGCUACGUGUGCGUGUUGGCCGUGUCAAGCGUAUUGACAAGGACAACCAUCCUAUGCAGUACACCUGGCACGCAAAUGGCUAUGACACAGCUUGGGUACCCCCCAAUUGUGGCCUCAAAGCCGUGCCCAGUGGCCUAGAGGAAGAUUGUGUGUUUGACCCCAAAAGAGUGAUGGUUGUAGGCAUUGCAAUGGCACCACACCCCGUACUGACAGAGCUUCAACAGCUUCUAUCAAAAACAUCCAAAAGACCCAGAGGAGGAGGUGGUGGUGCUGCAGAUGUGUGUUCACUGUGUAAGAGAAAGACCCAGCGUGGUUCGCCACACAUCAAGCAACAGUGCUGGAAGUGUGGGGAAAACAUCUGCAUUCUCAUGUCCAAGCAUUUCUGUCCAGCCAAACCCUGCAGGAUGUCACUGCAGUUCUUUGGCUGGGAGGUGACUUAUGAUGAUGACUCUCCUCGUGUGGAGCUGGGGGCGUCUCAGGAGCCCAAAGACAGUGGCGUGUACACCAUGUACCAUGGCACCAGCGUUGCCAAUGCGCGGCUCAUCAUUGCCAAUGGUUUUAAACAGUCAUCGGGUGGCAUGCUGGGAAAGGGCGUGUAUGUCAGUCGUGAUAAGAAGAAGGCCGAACGUUAUCCUUUACAAAAUAACCCUUCAGACCGUGUGGUCUUUGAGCUACGUGUGCGUGUUGGCCGUGUCAAGCGUAUUGACAAGGACAACCAUCCUAUGCAGUACACCUGGAGCACACAGGGCUACGACACUGCUUGGGUACCCCCCGGUUGUGGCAUGAAAGCAGUGCCCAGUGGCCUACAGGAGGAUUGCGUGUUUGACCCCAAAAGAGUAUUGGUGGUAGGCAUUGCAAAGGCACCAGACCCCGUACUGACAGAGCUUCAACAGCUUGUAGCUAAUAGUCAAAGAAAUCCCUGGGGUAGAGAUGGAGGUGCAGCAUGGCAUGGUGCUGGUGCUGCAGAUGUGUGUUCACUGUGCAAGAGAAAGACCCAGCAGGGUUCUCCACACAUCAAGCAACCUUGCUGGGGCUGUGGGCAAAACAUCUGCACUCUGAUGACCAAACAUUUCUGUCCAGUUAGCAACUGAGAGGGUGUAAGGAAAAACGGUGCUGUUGUUAAACAGAUGGAACAAGGAUCCAGGUCCAUAUGGCCUUCUUAUGUGGUUGAGAGAAAACGAAAGCUGAAAUUGAAAGCACUGAAAUUUACUAUUAGAUUAGGUUAGGAUUAUGUACAAUCAAGAUGAGACAAUCUUUAUAUAUUGAGCAAGAUGUCUUUAUUUCAGCCUGAAUGUGGACAUUGGUUACUUAAGGGAAGUGCAUUUUGAAACAUGUGAUUUUGAUUUACUUAAUUGAUUUGAUUUCCUGAACAUUGUAUAAUGUAAAACCAAAGAAUCAUGUUAAGCCAAUAAAUGUCAUAUUCAUGA